AUGCUCUUCACACGUCUCCUCUCGAUCAUCCUGCGCACAGCGCAAUGGGUCUUCGCUGCCAUCGUCCUCGGUCUCACAGCAUACUUCCUCUACCAACGUUCUCGAUACGAUCAGGGGCCUCUAGGCCGAUUGAUCUUCUCAGUGAUCUGGUCUUCGUUGUCCAUCCUCUUCGCUGUCAUCUGGGCCAUCCCCACAAGCUCUAGCAUCACUGGCUACACAUCCGACUUCAUCUUCACCGCCGGUUGGGCCGCUGUCUUCGGACUCCUCGUCAGCUGGUUCAACGGCUCUGGAUGUGGUAGCGCGUGGGCUUGGGGCGGCGUGUCUUUCCGUCGCGACAACUCUUGUGGUCAAUGGCAGGCUGCUCAGGCUUUCUCGUUCUUGUCUAUGAUCCUUUGGUUCGCGACUGGCGUGCUUGGUAUCUUGACGGUGCACCGUCUUAACCGCAAGGCUGCUGCGUAA
Molecule: messenger RNA, 459 nt
Organism: Alternaria ethzedia
Lineage: Eukaryota; Fungi; Ascomycota; Dothideomycetes; Pleosporales; Pleosporaceae
Exons: 2
Coding region: 1-459 (152 amino acids)
Cellular component (GO): membrane
Source: RefSeq, a predicted model, not a curated record